UAUUUGAAACGCAAAAAAAAACAACGAAUCAAAAAUCCAAGGAAGUAUGUUUUAAACGACAAGAGAAACUUCUGUUUUUUUUUACAAUCAUCACUAAAGACUGCUAAUACUACUACCGGAGACUACGAAAAAGUAUGGAUUACUCCAAUGAUGUACUGAUACCAUCAAGCAUUAUUUUAGAUAAAAAUGUACACCACCAAGCAUUAUAUAAGAAUUAUAUCUUUGUAUUUAUGAUUGUCGGUUUGAUAACCCUAAUCCCGCUAAUAAUUAUCAGCAUUAUUGUACUGUUGAAGGGUAAGAUGUCUAAACUGUGUCGACUAUUACUACUCUGUACAUGUCUAACACUUGGAUCUAUCGUCAGUGGAUUGGCUUUCAUCCAUUAUACACUAGGACCAAUCGAUUUGAUUUUAGCUAAAGGUGAUCAAGUGUUGAUGGGUGAACCGACAAACACCUUUUUCAUGAAUCUACACGAAUUACGUUCAUUCACAUGUAGCCAUUUGGAGAUACAAUCGAGUAAGUUAAGAGUACGUGUUUGGGCUACACCUAUAUCACCACAUUAUGGUGCACAACAAAACUAUAGUCUAGUUCUACGCAAUUGGAGCCUACCAACAAUGGCUAGUCUUCGCCUGCAGGCCGGUGAUUCUAUGCAUGUACAUAAUUUUUCACAACCUACACAAAUUAUCCUCCUUAAGGGUGAAGAUUCUUUGAAUCGAUGGAUCCAAAGUGGAGCAUACAGAAAAGGCUAUGAAAAGUGUUGUUCAUGGCAUACACUACAAACGAAUUCAGACGGUAGACAAUAUGCUUCAAUUGAACACAAUGAUAUAUACACCAUGAUACUACGUCCACAAUAUUCAACUCCACCAACCAGUUAUGACAAUAAACAGAAAUUACAAGUCAAAUCAUCCCCUGUCACGGGAUAUAUUGAUCUCUCGCGUACACGUUGGUCGCCUAAUCCAUGUGAUCCAAUCAUAUGUGAUGGCGGGACAACAACUCUGUGUAAAAUAACCUCAUCUCCAAAGAGUUACAUUAUCGACUAUGCUGUAGAAACGCUGACAGCACCGGAGUAUGAUUAUGCCAGUGUACGCAUAAUAUGCUAUCCACGUCAUUGGAUAUUAGGGUUAAUGUUCAGUUUACCGUCCAUAUUUAUCAUAAGCCUUAUUCUUAUUAUUCACCAAUGCAUAAAAAAGCAACGCAGACAGUUGAAAUUCUCUGAUACAAGUAUACACAGAGGGCCGUUUACAGAUUUAAAUAUUAAACAAAUUGAAGGCAAGUAUACAACAGCAUCGAAUGAAAAUCAUCAACCCCAUCAUUCUCAUCCUCAUCAUAAUGCUGCAUUUGAAUUCGAUCUUGUAUAA
Molecule: messenger RNA, 1355 nt
Organism: Trichobilharzia szidati
Lineage: Eukaryota; Metazoa; Platyhelminthes; Trematoda; Strigeidida; Schistosomatidae
Source: the annotation of a GenBank genome assembly